GUGCAAUAUCAGCUCCAGAAUAUUUUCUUCCGCUGCUCCACCAAUCACCAUCAUCCCCUCCAACUAUAUUCCGAAAUCCAUCCGAUAAGUAAACAAUUAAAAAGAAAAGAACCCAACAAACUAAUUAGUAGUAGCACUGAUAAAAUGGCGGUAUUCUGAUAAUCCGGCGGAUCACCUAAUAAAACCCGCUUCUUCUUCCCCACAUCCGCUCCCCGGAACCACACCAUGACCAGUUCGGCUGCUCCGUCGCGCAAGGCUUUAAGCAGGAUCGCUUGUAGCAGGCUGCAGAAGGAGCUGGCCGAGUGGCAGCGCAAUCCGCCGGCGGGGUUCAAGCACAGGGUCACUGAUAACCUCCAGAGAUGGGUGAUCGAGGUCAAUGGAGCUCCGGGGACUCUGUAUGCGAACGAGAUGUAUCAGCUUCAAGUUGACUUCCCUGAGCACUACCCCAUGGAAGCUCCUCAGGUGAUUUUCAUCCCGCCGGCUCCUAUGCAUCCUCACAUCUACAGCAAUGGCCAUAUUUGUUUAGAUAUACUGUAUGAUUCAUGGUCUCCAGCAAUGACUGUUAGUUCCAUCUGUAUCAGCAUUCUCUCCAUGCUAUCUAGUGCAACUGCAAAGCAACGCCCUGCUGACAAUGACCGUUACGUGAAGAACUGCAAGAGUGGGAGAUCUCCUAAGGAGACUCGAUGGUGGUUCCACGACGACAAAGUCUAGCUUGUUUAACAAACUAAAUGAGAUCUAACAAUUACUUGCAUUACCACCUGUGUAUACCCAAAGAAACAGAGGUUUGAUGAACUUAUGUGGUAGCUUGUGAUUGAUGGAAACAGGUUCAGAAGCUGGUUUUGCUUUCUACCUGUCAUAGAGCAACCUGUUUCUUUAUUUACUUUUUUGUUUACUGAGCUCUCCUUUCAGUUGUUGUCAAGCAACUGUAAAAAAGGAUGAGAAUUACGUACUAAUGAACCUUCCGUCAGUAA
Molecule: messenger RNA, 971 nt
Organism: Linum trigynum
Lineage: Eukaryota; Viridiplantae; Streptophyta; Magnoliopsida; Malpighiales; Linaceae
Source: the annotation of a GenBank genome assembly